AUGUCUAGCGGUACUACCACCAAACAAACAGAAUUUUGGGGUUCCAACACCACUGUAGCGCUUCUCCUUCCCCAUCUUACCUGCAAAUGGAGUUCGCAGGAUAUUGUUCAACCUAAUUCUUCUAGCGUGACCAAGAAAUACUCAAUUCCACUCAACAAGUGUCUGUUGAAAGAUCUGCUGUAUUGCGUAAGUGUGGUCUACGGUGUUCCAUUUGCUGAUUGUGUUCAUGGCAGUCAAGAGCAUGCUAUUACUCUUUAUGCACGAGUGUACAUUGCAAGCGAAGGUGUUCUGUCUGAAGCUGCUACUAACGCACUCCAUAAGAAGAUCAAAGAUAUUCUUUCCAAUUCUAGCAUGGACGUCGCUGACCUUGAAAAGGUUACGGGGAUGUUGUAUGAUCAAGACAAAAACCAAGAACCAAUCGAAGGGGCCAGACAGGCAGAACUACGGAAGAUGCUGAUUGAGAAUAUCGGUGAGUAUAAUCAGGAUUUCAAGCAGUUUUCCUUCAUCCCCAAGAAACUGAUCGAAGAGGUUGAUUUACAUCUACUUUUGACAGCUCAACCUGGAAAUUUCUGCGAGCCAAGGACGUCUCAGACAGCUGGUGAUGACUCGGAAGAACUCCCUGAAGUAUAUUCUUCUCUAAAAACGGUUGGACGCAAGAUUUGGAGCCUUUUGGUAUCACCUCAUUGA
Glarea lozoyensis ATCC 20868 is the source of this 687-nucleotide messenger RNA. RefSeq lists its product as uncharacterized. NCBI's taxonomy places the organism in Eukaryota, Fungi, Ascomycota, Leotiomycetes, Helotiales, Helotiaceae. The record is from RefSeq and is a predicted model, not a curated record. The transcript has a single exon. Bases 1 to 687 code for a protein of 228 amino acids.